This is a messenger RNA of Plectropomus leopardus (leopard coralgrouper), 2066 nucleotides long. RefSeq names its product RFT1 homolog (gene rft1). Lineage: Eukaryota; Metazoa; Chordata; Actinopteri; Perciformes; Serranidae. Gene Ontology annotation, biological process: glycolipid translocation; dolichol-linked oligosaccharide biosynthetic process. Gene Ontology annotation, cellular component: endoplasmic reticulum membrane. The record is from RefSeq and is a predicted model, not a curated record.
CAUUCAGCAAAUGUAAUCCCGCACGGGUUUUUUUUUUUUUUUAGGAAUUAUGCAGUAUUGUCUUUGCUUUUUAGGUAGCCAUACUAACGGUAAACCCUGUAUGAGUCUAUAAUGAUUUAAUGUCGCAGAAAGCUGCUUGAAAAAGAUUUCCAGCGAGUCAUAGAAAGUCCAACAUGAGUUCUCAGGAUGUAUUGAAGAGUGCUACUACUUUAGCAUCCUAUAAUGUGCUUAUACAGGUGCUAUUCCGUGUCUUCACCUUUUUGCUGAAUGCAUUCACACUGCGGUUUGUGACCAAAGAGCUAAUUGGAGUCGUUAACGUCAGGCUUACUCUGCUGUACUCCACAUUAGUGUUUCUAUCCAGAGAAGCUUUCCGGAGAGCCUGUCUGAGUGGGGUAUCUGGAACAAACCACAGCUGGAGACAAGUUAUCAACCUGCUAUGGCUGAUGGUGCCUCUGGGUGUUUUUUGGGCAGUCCUGCUGAUCUGCGUGUGGCUGUGGCUCCUGGAGGUCCCAGACCCCCAGACUGUCCCUUAUUAUGGCCCUGCUGUGGUGUUGUUUGCCUUGUCAGCAGUACUGGAGCUCCUAUCUGAGCCCCUUUAUGUCCUGGCUCAAGCUCACAUGUUUGUCCGACUCAAGGUGGUCGCUGAGAGCUUAGGAAUGAUCGCUAAGGGGAGCGUAACCGUGGUGCUGGUGGUGUUUGCACGUGAAUGGGGCCUUUACGUCUUCUCUGCUGCUGAUUUAAUGUACACAGUAUUCCUGGUGCUGUGCUACGCUGUUUACUUCAUCCGUUUCUUGGGCUCCAAAGAGGCAGUCAAGAUGGGUUUUCCUCUGCACCAUGUUGGAGAACUUUUGCCCCGUAGAGCUGAUGGAGAGCCGCUGAUUGAUUGGACUCUGGCCCGGCUCACAUGGAGCUUCUUCAAACAGUCCUUCCUGAAGCAGAUCCUGACAGAAGGUGAGCGGUACGUCAUGACCUUCCUGAAUGUCCUCAGCUUUGGAGACCAGGGAGUUUAUGACAUCGUCUGUAAUCUGGGGUCCAUGGUGGCUCGCUUCAUCUUCUUGCCCAUCGAGGAAAGCUUCUACAUCUUCUUUGCCAAAGUGCUGCAGCGAGGACGUGAUGUCAAAAGUCAAAAACAGGAAGAUGCUGCCAUGGCAGCCGAGGUCCUGGAGUGUCUGCUGAAACUGGUGCUGGUGAUCGGACUGAUUAUCUCAGUGUUUGGCUACGCCUACUCCCACCUGGCUCUGGACAUUUAUGGUGGCUCUCUGCUCAGCAGCGGGGCAGGGCCGAUUUUGCUACGAUGGUACAGCUGCUACGUUCUCCUGCUUGCUGUAAACGGUGUAACGGAGUGCUUUGUGUUUGCUGCCAUGAGCAAAGAAGAGGUUGACAAGUACAACUUUGUGAUGCUGGCUCUGUCUGUGUCUUUCCUGUUCCUGUCCUACAUGUUGACGUGGUGGGCUGGCGGUGUGGGCUUCAUACUGGCAAACUGCCUGAACAUGGGCCUCCGCAUCUUGCACAGCCUGCUUUACAUCCACCGAUAUUUUCAGUCCAGUCAAUGGAAACCACUGCGAGGCCUGCUGCCCUCCCCACUCUUACUGCUGGCACUUGCUGUCAGUGCUGUUGUCACAGCGCUAUCUGAGGGUGUGUUCUGCUGUGACAGCGGCUGGCUGUUAAGGCUGGUCCACAUCGGUGUAGGAGCGGUAUGUCUGCUCGGUGUGUUGGUAGCCGUUCUUCUAACAGAGACUCGACUUAUUCAGUUCGUGAGGACUCAGCUCUUGCCCCAGUACAGAAAGAAACACACUUAGAUUGGACAGGAAGUGGAUGUACGGGACUGGAAGAACACUUCUGUUUCAGUACAAAAGUUCCAGCGGGAGCUGCUGGUCAACAUUUACUGACUACAACGAAGGAUAAACUUAGGAAAACUGACCUUGUGUGUGUAUGUGAAUGCGUGUGUGUGUAAUGAUAAUAUAUAUUUUUACUGGAUCAUUCCCGUGUUGGCUCAUGUAAGUAUGAACAAACUUGUAACAAUGUUUUGAGGAUCUAAUUGUGGCCGAUACAGAAAUUAAUGUUUU